Molecule: messenger RNA, 303 nt
Organism: Drechmeria coniospora
Lineage: Eukaryota; Fungi; Ascomycota; Sordariomycetes; Hypocreales; Ophiocordycipitaceae
Exons: 1
Coding region: 1-303 (100 amino acids)
Source: RefSeq, a predicted model, not a curated record
AUGCCGGCCGAGAUGAGAUUAAGCCAGGCAGACAAGCGAGAGAGCCGGACGGACAAGCAGGCGGACGGCCGGCCGAGAAACGCAGAUGCCCUGCCGCGGCCAAGAGACACCGCAAUGGCCGUGAACCUGACCCCCACCAAACGCCGUAUAAGUGCCUAUGAAUCGCGGACGAGGACGGGCCGAGCAGGAGCGGGACUGCUUGAGCAGGACGGCGGGAGGGGGAGGGGGCGGCGGCGGUGGCAGGUCGAGAGCUGGUCGGAGAGAGGAGGCGGCCGUGAGGAGAACGAGAGACUCAACACAUGA